Monosiga brevicollis MX1 is the source of this 2985-nucleotide messenger RNA. RefSeq lists its product as uncharacterized. The transcript has 10 exons. Bases 1 to 2985 code for a protein of 994 amino acids. Gene Ontology annotation, cellular component: nucleus. The record is from RefSeq and is a predicted model, not a curated record. Gene Ontology annotation, molecular function: protein serine/threonine kinase activity; protein binding. Gene Ontology annotation, biological process: telomere maintenance; DNA damage checkpoint signaling; protein phosphorylation. NCBI's taxonomy places the organism in Eukaryota, Choanoflagellata, Craspedida, Salpingoecidae.
AUGGCAGGCGUGGCCGCAACGCGAGCGCAUACCAAUAUUCAAGCACGCAUCUUGGAUCACCGUGCCUCGGGCCAAUGGACCGAGGCGCUGUCUUGCUAUGAACAGGCACUGCAAGAGGCACCCAGCUUGGGCCUAUAUUGUGGCAUGCUUGAGUGCCAGCUAAAUCUGGGUCAUUACCAGACCGUGUGUGCAAACUCUUUCGGCCUCGAGACGCGUUUUCCGGCCUGGGCUGACAACGUGCGCGCCUAUCGCGUGGAGGCCGCCUGGAAGCUUGGGGACUGGGACCAACUGCACCAGACACUCGAAGACCAUGCUGACCGCAUGCUGGCACCGCAUCACCCUUCAAAAAGGAUUGCAUCCUUGAACAAUGGAACCCAAGGGACCUCGCCCGUUACUCAAGGCCUGGCUCAAGUGGAUGGGGAGCUCAAUCUGCGUUUGGGUCAGCUGCUGGACGCCGUGCGACAACAAAAGAUGGAAUCGUUGAGUGAGAGCAUUCAAACUGCCCGUGAUGGGGUCGUUGCGCCAUUGAUUACCCUGGCCCGUACGCAAGGGUCUUACCAACGCAUGUAUCCCUAUCUCCUUCAAUUGCACGGCCUCCAUGAGGUGGAGGGCGCCGUUCACCAGCUUCUGGGCCCAGAGCGGCUGGGGCCACGCCCAGCCCAGCGCUUGGAGGAGUUGAACACACGUUGGCAACGUCGUUUGGUGCUGGCGGAUAACACGUUCAAGUCAAAAGACUUUUUGCUCUCGCUGCGUCGCUCGGUGUUGCAAAUGCUUUACACCUCAGUGCGAGGCCUGGUCGACACGGCUGUGGCGAGCACUUGGGAGCUGACAGCGCGCCAUGCGCGCAAGGCCGGCCUGCUUGACACAGCGUACACGGCACUGCUGCACGUGGACAGUGAUUGCGCCCCUGGGGCAUUGCUUGAGCACGCGCGCCUACUGUGGGACACUGGGCGCAAUCAUGAAGCCAUCCAUCAACUUUCGCGUGAGAUUGGUCAGCCUAAUCUGUCGAGUGACAAGGAGCAGCACGAUGCAGCCUCGUUGCUUGUGGGCGAGUGGAUGCUCUCCACGACCAGCCAUUCGAUUGAUGUGGUGCGCAGCUAUCUACAAAAGCUAGUCAAAAACUGCUCGAGCCUAGAGAAGAGCCACUACCUGUACGCCUCGUACUUGGAUUCGCUGCUCAGUCGACGAAGCUUGCCUGAGCAUGAACUCUUACCUACCAUCAUUGAGCAGUAUGCCAUGGCCGUUGAACGAGGCUUCAAGUAUACGUAUCACGCCCUGCCGCGCCUCUUGACACUGUGGCUCGAAUACGGGUCGCGCCUACCCGCACUUGAGUCACAGCGCCUGAGUCAGACCAUCGAGGACGGCCGCCGACUAUCGGCACAUGCAUUGCGCAAGGGGGAUGAGCACAUUCUUAAGAAGAUCAGUGGUUUGGUGGGCUACGCCUCGCAGCGCAUUAGCGCACAGCAGCUCUUCACUUGCUUGGAACAGCUGAGUACACACUUGACACAUGUCAACCUGCACGUAUUUGAGCAAGUGUGCAGCAUUAUCAUUCGUGUGGUGCGAGCCUUUCCCCACCAGUCAUUGUGGCUGCUACUCUCCAACUGGCACUCGCAGUUUCAGUUUCGCAUCACCCGCUUCAACGGACUCGUUGAUCGUCUCAAGAUUGAGUUGGCGGACUCUGACCAAAGCCUGCUCAGCAUUUACUUGAAGAUUAGCAAGGCGUUGAUUGGCCUCUGCAAUCAAAAAGUGACGGCCACGCAACGCCAAAUCAAGCUUUCCAAAGUGGCCCCGGACUUGGCAGGGCGCAGGGCGUGGAAUACAGUUCUUGUGCCCACCAGCAAGGCCACCACCAUCAUGCUACCGGCCUCGACGGACCCCAAUAACAAGACAGCGCCCUUUCCAGACGAAUUGCCAUACAUCGAGAGCUUUGAAUCGACGGUGGUCAUUUAUCCCAGCAAGCAGCAGCCCAAGCGUAUUUUCAUCCGCGGCACCGAUGGCCACAAGCACCAGUUUCUUUGCAAGCAAGACGAGGAUAUUCGCAAAGACAGCCGAUUCCUAAAUCUUUGCACCGUCGUGAACAAGUUUUUGCGCGCGGACCCUGAUUCUCUGCAGCGUGAUCUCUUCAUCCAGACUUACGGCGUUUGGCCGUUGAGCGAGGUGACGGGCAUGAUUGAGUGGGUUCCCAAAUGUACCACAAUCCGUGACGUGUUAUCCACGUUGUAUCGAGCCAAGAAUUUGGCCAUGCCCGGUCGUGAGCUUCGGCGUCUAGCCAAGCCUGAGACGCAUGCCGAUAAGGGCUACAACGAGGUGGACAUUUUUGAGAAGGUUCUGAAAGCACGGCAUCCACCAGUUUUGCGAGAAUGGUUUAUCAAUCAGUUUCCUGACCCCACCAGCUGGUACAGUGCUCGAACGCGCUUUGCUCGCUCAUCUGCCGUCAUGUCCAUGCUCGGGUACGUUGCACACGCAUUGGGUCUGGGCGACCGGCACUACGAGAACAUCAUGCUUGACACCACAGAUGGAAAGGUGAUGCAUGUAGACUUUGACGUCAUUUUUGAGAAGGGAAAGACGCUUCGUGUCAAGGAGCGCGUGCCCUUCCGGCUGACACACAACAUGACGGACGCCAUGGGCGCAACCGGGCAUGAAGGAACCUUUCGCAAGUGUUGCGAGAUCAGCAUGCGUGUGCUGCGGGAGCAGCACGUAUCCAUCAUCAAUGUUUUGGAGAUGAUGCUUUAUGCUCCCCUUUUGGAAUGGGACCGGCACGACAACCAUGGAGGGAAGACCAAGCACCAAUUCUGGAAUGAACUGCACAGCACGGAAGGCCAGCGCGUGAUAGAAACAGUGCGGCUAAAGUUGCAGGGUCAGAUGGGUGAUUCAACCCGACUCAUCCCAAUGUCCAUCGAGGGCCAGGUGGAUGAGCUGAUUCAAGAGGCCACGGACCCCAAACGUUUGGCAUUAAUGUACAUUGGCUGGGCUCCCUACAUGUAG